AUGGCUGCACAAACAGCCUUGGACGGGGUCAUAUCGGAAUUAGCCUAUAUAAAAUCACUUGAGCCAAGAGUUUUGAACAAUGCCGAAAGAUCCGCAUGGUCUCAUUGUUUACUCUCGUAUAAUCUCACAGCCAACUUCCUCCGGAACAUCCUUGAUGUGAAAACGAAAAGUAAAGCUUCUGAUGUUCAAGUACGGCUCAGUGGCGCAUCAACAAACAUCUUUUCGUGUCGAGACGGAUUCGCUGAUGUGAACGAGACCACGAACAUCUACCCGCUAGUGAUCUCCAACAAUGUCACGGAGCUGAUAACGAACUGUCUGGCGGUGAACAAGGUGCUGUUUGAAGAAGAAAAGAGAUUUAGGCCUAAGGAGUUUCGUAAAUCUUUUCCAGCUAACAAUAGCGUCUUCGAUGAGCCGGACUGUGUGGUGGCUCAAGAUGGUUCGGGGAAUUUCACGACAGUCACGGAGGCUCUGGAAGCGUCAACGGAUCGAGAAGAUGUCAGUCAAAGAUAUGUUAUACAGGUAAGACAAGGUACUUACGAGGAAUAUCCUGUUGUGAGGGCCGAAAUGAAGAAUAUUGUGCUAGUUGGUGAAGAGGUUUAUGGAGACGGAUUUAUUGCGAAGGACAUCACUUUCGAGAACACUGCUGGAAUGGAUGCGGGACAAGCCGUGGCCGUACUGUCACAAGCUGACCAGGCCGUUUUCUACCUUUGCGGAUUUAGAGGUAACCAAGACACUCUCUAUGCCGAGACGCAGAGACAAUUCUUCCGAGAGUGCGAAAUAUACGGCACAGUGGACUUCAUAUUCGGCAACGCCAAUGCAGUAUUUCAGCAAUCCACCAUCUACCCAAGUAACACUGACAGAGGACUAGUCGUCACAGCCCAAGGCCGAUCCGGCCUAAACGAAUCCACAGGGACCGUAAUCCAGAACUGCAGAAUUGUUGCAGCACCCGAUUUCACACCAGAAGGCAGUCCCGCUUACCUAGGCCGUCCGUGGAAAGAUUACUCGACUGUUGUCAUAAUGCAGAGCUUUCUUGACAGUGUGGUGAACCCUGCAGGGUGGAUGGAGUGGGAGGGAGCAGACCCGGGUCGAGAUUCGACUGUAUUUUAUGCGGAGUUUGAUAACAGUGGACCAGGCUCAGAUACUGAUGAGAGAGUCCAGUGGCCUGGGUACCAUAAUAUAACAGACCCGGAUGAAUUAGAGCAGUAUAGUAUUGAUAACUUCAUUGAUGGGAGUUCUUGGCUACCGGACACAGGGGUGCCAUUUGAUCUUUUUUAA
Daucus carota subsp. sativus is the source of this 1275-nucleotide messenger RNA. Its product is annotated as pectinesterase. Lineage: Eukaryota; Viridiplantae; Streptophyta; Magnoliopsida; Apiales; Apiaceae. Gene Ontology annotation, biological process: cell wall modification. Gene Ontology annotation, molecular function: pectinesterase inhibitor activity; pectinesterase activity. The transcript is spliced from 2 exons. The record is from RefSeq and is a predicted model, not a curated record. Bases 1 to 1275 code for a protein of 424 amino acids.